AUGGAAGAAUUUUUAAAUUAAAAUGAUCUUUAAACUAGAUUUAGUGAUUAUUACACAUAUGUUGACACUUUAGGACAAGGAGCUUUCGGUUUAGUUGUAAAAGCAGUCAAUAAUAUCACAAAAACAUAAGUAGCAGUAAAAGUAGCUAAAUAAAUAAUAAAUUAGAUUAUCUCAAAAGCAACUAUAAAAAGAUUUGAGGCUCUUGAAUAAGAAGCUGCUAUAUUUUCAUAAUUAAAUCAUUAAAAUAUAGUCAAAUUUUAUGAUAUUAAACGAACAGAUACUAAAAUUCUGAUAGAAAUGGAAAUCAUAAAUGGAGGAUCAUUAUAAAAAUUAAUGGAUUUUAAGAAAAAAUAAAAUUCAUGGUUUGAAGUUAAAGAAAUAAAAUAAAUUAUUUAUGGAAUUCUGAGUGCCCUAUCUUACAUUCAUGAGAAUCACUUUGUUCAUAGAGACUUAAAACCUGAUAACAUUCUAAUAGGACAAGAAGUAUAUGUUGUUAAAAUUACUGAUUUUGGAUUGAGUUCUCAUCAUAAUCGAUAUGCUUUAAUGCAAAAGAAAUGUGGAACUUUAACAUACAUGGCUCCAGAAUUAUUAUUAAAAAAAGUUUAUAAUAAAGUAUGAAGGUUAUUAAAUUAGAAUGUAGAUGUAUGGAGUGUAGGAGUUAUUUUUUAUCAAUUGCUAAAUAAGGGUUAGCAUCCAUAUUUUAUUAAUGGAUUGAAUCAAGAAUAAUUAAUUAAAAAUAUGUAAAAUAUGCAUACAGAGGAAAACUUUCAUAACAUGGAUCGGUAUUCUUAAUUGAUUUAAUAUAGUUAAUAGAUAUCUUUGUUUCAAAGAAUGACUGAAUUUGAUUCCACUAAAAGAUACAGUGCUUAUUAAGCUCUACUUCAUCCUUGGAUAAAUGAAAAAAGAUAGAUGAUUCCAUAAAAUUUCACUGAAAUGUUUGACCUUUGGCUUUUAACAUAGAAGAUGAUCCUUGUUAUAAAGGGUUUGAUGAUUAUUAUCCAUUUAAAAAGCAAUAUCAGAAUAUCAGAGUAAAGAUAUCUUACUUUAUCUAAUAAUUAAUCAAAAUUAACCAAAACUGAUGUAAGUGAUGAUAAUUAGGACAAUUCACCAUACUAUUAAACAUCAAAUCUAUUAAACUUCUUAAAGAUAAGAUAAAAAAUUUAGAAAUCAAAGUAGAGCGACUAUUCUUCUACAAAUGCUUCUCCUGUAAUAAUUAAAAGCAUUGAAAGAUAAGACAAUAGUAAUAGCGAUUUAUUAUUCCUGCAUAGUUUGGUACCAGGGAAAAAAAUUGAAAAAGAAUCUCCUGAAAAAAACUAAAAGGUUCAAAUAAAAAGAUUGGAUAGUUCUACAAACAAAAAUACAAAAAAUAGUAGUAGCAAUAGCCCAUAUAAAUGCAACGGAAAUAAAAUAAUUAAAUUUUUACUUAAACCUUUACCUACUUAAAAUGACCUUUAGAAAGAAACCUAAACUGUAGAUUUAUACAAAAUUUAGUAAAUAAUUCAAGUUAUUUUAGGCAAAAGGAAUUUCGAUACAAACAGAGUGGAAUUCUCGAAAGCGAUUCUUAAGGAUUUAGCCCUUUCCAUACAAAAACUUUUUCUUUUCAUUAGAGUAGGACUACAAAAUAUAAAACUGAUGCUUAAUUUAGACAGAAAAGAAUUUAGAGUACUAUUGAUUAGAAAAAACAAGAAAAUAAUUUAAAUUAUUUCAAAAAAAGGUGA
Paramecium pentaurelia is the source of this 1718-nucleotide messenger RNA. The record is from the annotation of a GenBank genome assembly. NCBI's taxonomy places the organism in Eukaryota, Ciliophora, Oligohymenophorea, Peniculida, Parameciidae.